AUGACUGGGCAUGAGGUUUUUCCCGAGCUUGAUAGCUUAGGUGAUGAUGAUGAGAUUCUGGCACGCUUUGAAAAGGGUCUCUUUCCAAAGGAUGAUUAUGAUUGCUCUCAGAUUGUGGAAAAAUGUUGGAAGCAGCAAUAUCAACUAGCUGAUGAUGUCUUUUCAGAUCUAUGUCUUGUUCAGGCUACCUAG
This is a messenger RNA of Penicillium salamii, 192 nucleotides long. NCBI's taxonomy places the organism in Eukaryota, Fungi, Ascomycota, Eurotiomycetes, Eurotiales, Aspergillaceae. The record is from the annotation of a GenBank genome assembly.